Molecule: messenger RNA, 2248 nt
Organism: Austrofundulus limnaeus
Lineage: Eukaryota; Metazoa; Chordata; Actinopteri; Cyprinodontiformes; Rivulidae
Gene: tor3a
Product: torsin family 3, member A
Exons: 6
Coding region: 369-1475 (368 amino acids)
Cellular component (GO): endoplasmic reticulum lumen; nuclear envelope
Molecular function (GO): ATP binding; ATP hydrolysis activity
Source: RefSeq, a predicted model, not a curated record
UAGGCUUUUGAACGAUCUUGCAUAUUGAUCUCAAUUUUUUUUUUUUUUUUUUAAUAUGGAAAAUCUAAUUUGCUUAAACCUUUUAAGCCCUGAAAUUUUCGUUCUGUUUCUAAACGAGAUUGUACAGCAGCAUAUCUGGCAACGCCCAGUCGCUGCCGCCUGCCUUUGGAUGGGCGGAGCUAACUGCAGGUACUUCACGACGUUCACAGGAAGCGAGGGUGGAGCGAGUUUUCCCACCCCACCUCACAGAAACUGGUCCGCCGGUGGGUGAGUGAGCUGGGUCAAAUAAAUGGGGAGAGAAGAACAGCUUGGGGUGUAGCUGCCUCCUCCCGGACCCCGCCGCGGAACGUCUUCCCUCUGCUCCCCUGAUGUUAGCUCGGUGGCUGCUGCCGCUGGUCUGCGCGCUGUCCGCAGCAGAGGCCGACCUCUUCCCCUUCGGCAGCAUUAGCAACGUUUCCUCUUACUAUUUUAAUUACUUUUACUGCAACAUAUGGGAGGGGGAGUGUCAGCCCCACCAGGACGAUGCCACACAGCAAGUUCCUGUCGGGGAGCCCUGGGCAGGUUUUCCUCAGGACUACGUUAGCCUGCUGCAUCAGUGGUACUGUAGCCUGGGUCAGUGCUGUGAGUCUGGAGACUGCAGGAUAACCAAUAACAUCACAGGUUUGGAAAAGGACCUACAAACGAAGCUCCACGGGCAGCACCUGGUCCAGUCUGUGGUCCUCAAAGCCAUCCAGGGUUUCAUCAACAAUCCAGAGUCCAACAAGCCUCUGACGCUCUCCUUCCACGGCUGGUCCGGAACUGGCAAGAACUUCGUGGCCCGGAUCAUCGCUGAUAACCUGUACCGGGACGGGGUGAAGAGCGAGUGCGUGCGUUUGUUCAUCGCCCCGUUCCACUUCCCACACGCCAGGCUGGUGGACACGUACAAGGGCCAGCUGAGAGAAGCCAUCCGAGACAUGGUGCUGCGCUGCCCACAAACUCUGUUCAUCUUUGACGAGGCUGAGAAGCUCCACCCGGGCCUCAUUGACGCCAUCAAACCCUUCAUGGAUCACUACGACAACGUGGACGGAGUCAGCUACCGUAGAGCCGUCUUCCUCUUCCUCAGUAAUAUUGGCGGCGCAGCAAUCAACGACGUGGCGCUGGACUUCUGGCACUCGGGUCAGAACCGAGAGGAUAUCGGUAUGGAAGACCUGGAGCAUCGUCUUCGAGCUGAAACUAUGGAGUCUCAGGGAGGGUUUGCUCAGAGCGAGCUCAUGUCGGGUCACCUGAUCGACUUCUUCGUGCCAUUUUUGCCGCUGGAGUACCGUCACGUUAAGCUCUGUGCGCGAGACGCCUAUGUAGCACGGGGCCUAGAGACGGAUGAAGCAACGCUGGACGAGGUGGCCAAGGCCAUGCUGUACGUGCCCAAAGAGGAGAGGCUGUUCUCAGCCCAAGGGUGCAAGUCCAUCCCGCAGAGGAUCAACUUCUUUCUCCCCUGAACGUGCAGACGAGGGUGACCUGGAGGGUGUUGUCUGAUUUGAUUUUACCGGUCCAUCUGCCUCACAGAGCCACGUGGGAGACGUGUCCCCUUUGCUCUGCGCACCGCCCCCCCCCUCCCCACGCAGAUACAGAAACGUGUGCGUCCAGGUCCCUCACAGACGGAGCAGGCAGCAGGAGAUCCAGUGUGAGACGGGGAGCAGGGUGACGUCAUGUGAGGCGUGACUGCUGUCCUUUGUGUCGAGACAGACGGAUGAAGACAGGAACUGUGAAGUGUUCAUACUGUUAUUUAUUAUAGUAGUUUCUUUAAAACUAUGAGUUGUGUUGUUUUUUUAACAUUCUUGUAAGUUCUAAGUGAAGUGUUCGUAUUGCAUAUUCAGAAUUGUGUUUUUGUUCACAAUGAACUUUUUCUUGAAAUUAUUUAGGUCAUAGUUAAACAUGUUACUGUGCCAUACAUGUUUGUGGAUUGGUUUAAUAAACACACUUAGUUUUUUUUUAAGCUGCAAAAUAAACCUUGCACACUGACUUUUGAACUCACCAUGAAUACACAACACUUUACUACAUUACUGAGUAUUCAGCACCCAUAGAUGAGAAACACUCGUCUUCCACGUUGUCAUCUACACAAAGUUUAGCGGCUGGUUUGGACUAAGUAUAAAAUGGCGUUGUGUUAUCAACAGUGUGAUGGAUGAACAUGACGUUACUGGAAAUUGUUACAGUUGGUGAGACAAAGAUUUAAAUGAAAACUAACUUUUUAAUAAAUUGUUGGAACCCCAAA